Molecule: messenger RNA, 1745 nt
Organism: Haliotis rubra (blacklip abalone)
Lineage: Eukaryota; Metazoa; Mollusca; Gastropoda; Lepetellida; Haliotidae
Product: calcyclin-binding protein-like
Exons: 5
Coding region: 114-674 (186 amino acids)
Cellular component (GO): nucleus
Source: RefSeq, a predicted model, not a curated record
UCCGAAUGUUUCAGCGCGGGAAUACCGGAAGUUAACCACAGUGGGGAAUCCCACGUGAGGCCAAACAGCCAGGUAUUUCCAACUGUGUUAACUUCUGCUUAUAUUCCGUAACCAUGGCAUCGAUAGAAGAGCUGAAGAAAGACAUUGAGGAGCUGAAGAAGUUUGAGAAUGAGUCAACCCGUCCCCGGGUCCAGAAAGCAUUGUCUGUGGAAAUACAGAAGAUCGAGUCAGCGAUAGCUCUGCAAGAAAACCCUGCCCCUGUCAACCUACUUGCCCCACAGUCCACCACUAGACAGGAGGUCAAGGUGCUCGCUGAGCAGAUCAAGAAGUAUGGUCUGGUGAGGCUUCUUGUAAAGGGCCUCAACAAUAAGAGCCACGAACUGUUCAUCGCUCGACUUUGUGAGGAGAUCACCCCAGACAACAGUUACCAUAAGGUGAAGACCGACUGUGUGUUGCUCAUGAUGAAGAAGUCUUCGUCCAUCACCUGGGCUUACGUCACGGAGGCAGAGAAAAAAGCCAAAGGAGUAAAAAAACCACCAAUCGAUGACAAGGAAGACCCCAAUGCAAGCCUGAUGAAGAUGAUGCAGAACAUGUACGAGGAUGGCGAUGAUGAUAUGAAGAGAACGAUCGCCAAGGCUUGGACGGAAGGACGGGACAAGACACCCGCAAUGUGAGGCAACUUGGGGUGGGGUGGGAUAGGGUGGCGAUGAUGAUAUGAAGCUUAACGAUCGCCAAGGGCUUGGACGGAAGGAGGGACAAGACACCCGCAAUGUGAGGCAACUUGUGGGGGUGGGAUGGGGUGGGGGGCGGGCGGGGCAUCUUGUGGGUGGGGGUGGGUUUUAAUCACCGACACAUGGUGGGUAUGACUGAAAUAAUACCAUUCUGUCUGUCAGACACAUGCUUUUGUCUCUUUUUUAAAUGUACCUUUUGAAAAAUAUGCUACGAAAUGGUUCUAAUAUUGACUACAGACUGCUCGUAUUUUCACCAUGUUCACCUGUUUUGAUAUGAAUUUGUUGCUAUUGAUAUCAUCUCAAUUCAAGCUUCAAUAAUUGUUUUCAUUAAUUUUGCUGAAACAUGGAUGUAUUAGCAUUUGGUAUUGUGGUGUUGAAUCAGUGAGGGGCCGGUAGCCUAGAGGUUAAAGCGUUCACUCGUCAUGCCAAAGACCUGAUCAAAUAUUUUCCAAAUUUCUGAAAAAGCUCCUGCAAAAGAGACACCAGAAGAAAUUGGUUUUGAAAUGACACACAAGGCACAUGGUCAAGCGUCACUUUGUCCUACGAGCGGAGGGGUAGCCUUGUGGUUAAAGCGUUCGCUCGUCACGCACAUGGCCCGGGUUCGAUUCCCCACAUGAGUACAAUGAAUCCCAUUUCUGGUGUCCCCCGCCAUGAUAUUGCUGGAAUAAAAGCGGCGUAAAACUAUACUCACUCACUCUCACUGUAUCAGUGUAUGGAGUCCUGUGUAGAGUGAGGGUAGAACUCGUCAUCAUUCUUUUGGGUUAUAUGCUACUCAAAAAAUGUUAAGGAACACAGAUUCUUUUUCAUACUACUGUUAUUAAUCAGUCAUGACAUAUAUUCUAUUGUAUAAAUCAGGUGGUCUUUAACUUUUUUGAGUAGUAUAAAUGUGAGCAGAUCGGUCUUGGUUGGCACAUCCAGCAUUGUAGUCAAAACUUGGCAGCAUGAUUCUCAGAUACAUAUUGUUUACAGUUUUAUGAGGAUAAAUAUUUUUAAGUUCAUGGUCAUAUUGUCAAA